Arctia plantaginis is the source of this 2049-nucleotide messenger RNA. Lineage: Eukaryota; Metazoa; Arthropoda; Insecta; Lepidoptera; Erebidae. The record is from the annotation of a GenBank genome assembly.
AUGUACGCUGUGGAGAAAAAGUUUGAAAUAGAGAUGAAGUUGAGAAAGGAAAUGACGAAUAUCCAGGAGUUAAAAGCGGCAGCUAAACGCAGUUCAUCUCUUGCUAAUGAUGUGUGCAAUGUUCUUGGCGCUUGUGAACAGAGACUUCAGCAGCUGGAGACUGCUGUGCUACCGUUGUAUGGAGACACUGCGAGGCUACAACAUAUACAUCAAAAUAUGGAGCGCACAGUGAGGUCUUUGGACCAUGUGAUAAACUAUUAUAUGGUGACGAGAGAGCUGGCAGACCUUAUACAAGCUGGACCAAAUACCAGCACAACGGAAACAUUGAAUGUAUAUCUUGAAGCUUUGGACAAAUUGGCAGAUGCACAAGGAUAUUUCAACAAAAACAAUCCUCAGAGUAUUGAAUUGGAAAAUAUUAAUCAGCUGUACAACACGGGUGUAUCCAAGCUCGAAAACGCAUUCGAGGACCUCCUGAAUCGCAACACCAGACCUCUCUCUCCUACUACACUGAUGGACAUGAUCGCUUUAGAAGAAGACUCGAGCGUGGACAGCGUCAGCGUGAGCGGCAGCGGCAGCACGGUGGGCGGCGCGCUGGACUGCAUGCGCGCGGCCGCGGCGUGGCUCAGCGCGGCCGGCGCCCCCCCCGCGGCGCAGCUGCUGGCCGUGCGCGCGCCCGCCGCCAAGUCCUCGCUGCUCGCCUUCAAGGACUACCAGCGCUCGCGCUCCAUGGCGCACUCGCCGCUCAUGAGAGCCAAAAACUUCUUACAUCGUUCCGAUAGCACUCAGAGAAGAACAAGCAGAUUGCAAAAAGUUAUCGAGAAACGCGCAAACAAAAUAAUGAUGAAGGCGUCACAGACCUUAGAACAGUCUACCGGACUAGCUAUUGGGCCAAGGAAGUCUGUCGUUGAAACUUACACAGAGGAAAACACCGAGUACCUGGACGACUGGGAGGCAGAGAUGGCCGGUAACGUUGCAGCUGCAGUGUGCCGUUUAGCUCGGCACGAACAGCGCCAUCUGUUGGGGCUGGUGCCGCUGCCGCGACUUCCUCCCUUGUUAGCCGCCGUGCUCAGUCAAUGUUUCGCAAUACUCGCCACCGAUGUUGAGCGCGCGUGUGCGCGGUCCCGUCGCGCGGCGGGGCGGUGCGGGGGCGGCGCGGGGGGCUGGGCCGUGCUGGCGCGCCUCACGCGGCUGCUGCCCGAGCUGGAGCGCGCGCUCGCGCCCGCCUCGCCGCAGCCCUACACCAACAUCCUGCACGCCUGCCAGCAGAACUGCAUAAAGUCUCUGGAGGAGUGGGUGGAGGGCAUCCGCAACGACAGCGCGGCGGGCCCGGUGGACGGGACGGUGCACCAGCUGGCCGCGGCUGCGCUGGCCCACUGCCAGGCGCUGGCCGCACACAUACACACUAUAGGCCCAGCACUAGCGACAGAGCCGUCGUACGUCCGCGCAGUGAGCCAGGUGUCCGGCUCUCAUGACAGGAACGCGGUCAUGCUCGCUAUAUACAUGCGAAAAGUCCUGGCGCAAUUGAACUUUGCGCUAAGGAAUAAGAGUGAGCAAUAUCCAGAUGCGUUGAAAGCUAUAUUCUUGUUAAACAACACGCUCUAUUUGCUACAGGGACUUCAACGAAGUGGUCUACUCGACGUUUUGAUGUUGGCGGAACCCGAGUGUGAAGCGAACUACCGCGACAUGAUACAGGAACAUAAGAACGCCUACUUGCAGAGUUGGAACAAACUGCUGCAGCACACGACACUGGAUGAGCCCCUGCCUGCUAAACUGAGGGACAGGGAUCGGCAGAUACUCAAGGAUAAAUUUGCUUCGUUCAACCGCGAGUGGGAGGAGUGCAGCCGCGCCCAGCGCACGUACAGCGUCCCCGACGCGGAGCUGCGCGAGGCGCUCAAGCGCGACAACAAGCUGGCCAUCCUGCCGCCCUACACCACCUUCUACGACCACUACGCCUCGCUGCCCUUCUCCAAGAACCCCGACAAGUACGUCAAGUACAGCCCCGUGCAGAUUGCAACACAGUUGGACGGGUACUUCGAUGAAGCUGCUUAG